Molecule: messenger RNA, 3651 nt
Organism: Paramecium octaurelia
Lineage: Eukaryota; Ciliophora; Oligohymenophorea; Peniculida; Parameciidae
Source: the annotation of a GenBank genome assembly
AUGAAUUUCGAAGACGAUUAUGUAAAACACUAAAUGCAGAACAUGAAAGGUGUAGUAAAGGUAUUGAUAUCUCUAAUUUUUAGAAAAAAGAUAGACAUCUAGUAGAAGAAAGUUUAAGAAAGGAGUAUUGUGAAUAAAACAAUAUCCAGUAUAUUCCUAAGGAAUAACAUAAGUAAGGAAAGGCAAAUGAAAAAUACACAUAUUAAGUAAAAGAUAAAAAUGAAGCUCGUGGAUAAUUGCGAUAAGAUGUUUAAAAAUAAUAAGAUAAUCAAUAAGAAAAAUAAUAACAAAGUAAAUAAUAAAGGCAAUAAAAAUAAAAUGAGUAAAGGGAAUAAAGAGAGGAAGGAGAUUAAAAAGAUAAUAAUAAAAAAAGUAACAAUUUUUAAAAUAGGAAAAAUAAUAAAUAAUAACACCAAAAAGGUUAAGGUUAAUAAGAUAAAUAAUAACACAAUGAAAAGUAGUAAAAUGAAAAAUAAGGAAAUAAUAAUUAAUAAAGACACCAGUCUCAUAAUAAUAACUAACCAUUUGUAUAUCCUUAUACCGAAGGAUAACAAAAUAAUGAUCAUAGGGAGGUGAAUGAUAACCAUAACGACAAAGAAAGGAGAAAUGAUAAGAGUAAUUAAUAAAAUAGGUAAAAUACCACUAAUAAUAAUAAUAAAAAUAGGAAUAAUAACAACUAAGAAAAUAAUAAUCAAUAAAGAAAUUAGAAUAAUAAAAGUAAUACUCAUCAAACUGAACAUAUUCACUAUAAAUAAGUGAGAAGAGACAGAAGAGCUGAAAAACAUAUUAGGUCAGUUUAAUCAGAUCAGAAUAAAUAAUUUAAUAAAAAAAGAUUCAAUCAUUAUAAAAAUAAUAAUUUUGAUGAUGAUUACAAUAGAUUAGAUGAGGAAAAUUCAUUUGAAGACGACUAUUAUUACAAAAAAGAAGAGAAAAAUUAAAAAUAAAAUUAUUAAAGAAGAGAGUAUGAUUAAUAUGGAUUUGAUAGAAAAAAUAAUAAUGAUAAAAGAAACAACAACAACAAUAACAAUAGAAAUUGGAAAGGAGGAAGAAACAAUAAAAAGAAUAGGAAGAAUUAAGAUUUUGAAGAAUAUUGGACAGAAAAAUAAAUUGAAAAAGGAAAAGCUGAAAAUGAUAUAUUUGAAGGGAUCUUCAUAGCUAAUGAAUUUACCAGAGAAAAGGCUACUAUUAAAUGUCCUAUAUUUAAGAAGAAAGUACAUAUUAAUUGUAAGAUAAUUAUUCUAAUUAAUAGCUUUUAUUGAAACAAAUAGAGCAUUUCACGGAGCUCUUGUUGCAUUCAAAAUUACAAAAAUAAAAAAGACUGAUGAAGAAUCUGAGGAUGAUUUUGAAGAAGAGAUCACUUAAUAAAUUCCAUUAAAGAAUAAAAAGAAUGAAAACAAAAAGGAAAUACAGUAGGAGAUAUCUGAAAAAGAAGAAAAUAACGAUGAUUGGGAAGAUGUUGAUAGCCAAUAAGAGGAAGAGGAUGACAUUUCGGAAGUAUCAGAUCUCUAUGUUGUUAAAAAGGUCCCAUUAACAAAACUUUAAAAAUUACAAAAAGCUCAACUUGUAGGUAAGGUUGUAGGAGUGAUAAAAAAUCCAUUAUAAAAUAGACACAUAAUUGGAAAGUUAAAAUUUGAUGAAAAAUAAAAAUCACAAGUUAAAGAAAUAAAAACUAAAGAGGAAUUAAUAAAUUAUUUAGAAUAGAAUUAUUAUAUCUCGUUUAAAUGUGUUAAUAAAAGAAUUUCAUUUUUCAAUGUGAAGAAUUUACUUACUUUUAAUUAUGAAUUGGAUAAUUAAGAACCUGUAUAAAAAUUCAUUGAUUAUGUUUCAUAAAGAUACUUUUCAGCGAAAUUCAUAUCAUGGGAAAAGAGAAGUCGAUACCCAUAUGUUGAAUUAAUUAAAGAGGUAGGAGUAUAAGGAAAUAUUGAUGUGGAAUGUGAGGCUAUAUUAAUAGAGAAUUCAGUUUAUGACAAUGAAUUUUCAGAAUCUUGUAAAGAAGAAAUGAAGGCAUUUACUCAUGAUUCUAUAGCUAAGGAAAGAGAGAAGAGAAUGGAUUUAACAAAGGAAUAUAUUUGUAGUAUAGAUCCUGUGACUGCCAGAGAUUUGGAUGAUGCAUUAAGUAUUAAUGAUUUAGGAAAUGGUAUUUACGAAAUUGGAGUACAUAUUGCUGAUGUUUCUCACUUUGUCCUUCCUAACAGUGAAGUAGAUAAGGAAGCAAUACUAAGAACUACUUCUGUAUAUUUAGUUCAUAAGGUAAUUCCUAUGUUACCUAGAAUUCUGUGUGAAGAGCUUUGUUCAUUGAAUAGAGAUGUUGAGAGAUUAGCAUUCUCUGUAUUCUUUAAGAUGACAAGUGAGGGAGAAGUGUUAUGGGAAAGUUUUAGAGCUGCAAAAUCAAUUAUUAAAAGUUGUGCAUAGUUGAGUUAUGAUAUUGUAAAUUAACUAAUUGUUGGUGAAAUUCAACAGUUUAGUUAAGGAGAAGCAAGAUAUAAAGUUGCUGAAGGGUUUGAUGAAAAUGUAUUGAAAGAUAAGGUUUUGUUGUUAAAUACAAUUGCAUAAAAGAGAAGAGAAAAAAGAUUGGAAGGAUCGUUAACUUUUGAAAAAAGCAAAUUAAGAUUUAUUCUUAAUUCUGAUUUAUUCCCCACCGGUUAUACAGAAGAAAAGAGAGGGCUUGCUCAAUUUAUGGUAGAAGAAUGGAUGUUGUUGGCUAAUUAAUUUGUUGGCAAGAAGUUGAUUUAAUAUGAUACAAAAACAGCUGUCCUUAGAUAACACAUUUCACCUAAGAAUGAAAAACUCGAUUAUUAUCGAAAAUUAUUAGAAGCUUGUGGAUUAGAAGAGAUGGCUAAAAAUUUGGAUGUUUCAACGUCUAGAAAUUUGAAAUUAACAAUGAAUAAGGUUAAUGAAAUUGAAUCUGAGGAAAUUAAAUUGGUUUUAGGGUUCCGUCUAUUAAAAUUAAUGGAAGCAGCUCAAUAUUUCGUUGUUGAUGAGACUCCAGAAAACGAAUGGAGACAUUAUGCCUUAGAUUUUGAUGUAUAUACACAUUUUACAUCUCCAAUAAGAAGAUAUCCUGAUGUUUUGGUACAUCGAAGAUUAUAAAUUGCUCUUGAAUAACAAGAGAUUGAUUAAACAGGAGAAACUAGGGAUAAAUUAAAGGCUAUUAUGUAACAUUGCAAUGACUGCAAAUUAAAUUCCAGAAGAGUAAGUGAUUAAUGCGAUUAAGUAUUUCUAUUAUAUAUUUUCUUAGUUAUUCUUAGCUUUGCUCUUAAAGGCAAAUCCAGUUGAAGUAGAUGGAUAUAUUCUCUCACUUAAUAAACAAUAAAUUGAAGUUAUCAUUCCAAAAUACAAUUUAGAAAGAGUAAAUCUAAAUUUAUAUAUAUUAUAGAAAGUUGAAUUAAGGAAUUUGAAGAAUACCUAUAAAUUCACAGUAGAGGAAAUUGGAGAGAACAAAUUUGAGUUGAUUGUUUCUUAUAAUGAUCCUGAUGAUGAAAAGGGAGUUAGAUUGUAUUUUAUCAAAGUAAAUUAUUUGAAUAUUUUAAUAGUAAUUUUAAUAAGUAAAAAUAAAAUUAUCAGGCACGGAUACAUUCCCAAUAGAAUAUUAAAUACAAAUAAUAAUUAAUAAUAAAGUUUUAAUUUGAUUUGUAUUUAUAUAAGUCACAC